Wallemia mellicola CBS 633.66 is the source of this 4700-nucleotide messenger RNA. RefSeq lists its product as hypothetical. NCBI's taxonomy places the organism in Eukaryota, Fungi, Basidiomycota, Wallemiomycetes, Wallemiales, Wallemiaceae. Bases 15 to 4604 code for a protein of 1529 amino acids. The transcript has 6 exons. Gene Ontology annotation, molecular function: ATP binding; protein serine/threonine kinase activity. Gene Ontology annotation, biological process: peptidyl-serine phosphorylation; phosphorelay signal transduction system. The record is from RefSeq and is a predicted model, not a curated record. Gene Ontology annotation, cellular component: nucleus; cytoplasm.
AGGAUCUUAUCUUGAUGGGUCAAGAAAUAAUAGAUACUCCUUUGAGUACAUAUAUCAGCAAUCCUGAGCUCUGUCGCUCAAUCGUCCAACGCGCUCGUCAGCUGGGUACGAAGUGGGAUGCUAACCCUGCGUGGGAGGGGCGCCAAUGGUACAUUCAAUUUUUGCUGGCUGUUGCUGGACUGAGUCGCAUUGUUGAAUGGUGGGAAGGUGAGAAAGGAUUUUGGAAUUUUGAUGAGAGUGAUGAUGAGAAAGACCCAAUCAAGUUUGUCGUUCGGGAUGAUGGCACUAACAUCUGGAUCAGGAACCCAGAUGAAUUGUCGCCAAAACCAACAAACGUGAUGGAUCCCGAGAGCCAAUUGCGAUCAGCAGAAAUACAAGCACCUCCACCGUCAAGUACACGCUCGUCACCACCAUUGAGUUUACAUUCCAAGCCACUCGUCUUUGAUGACACCAAUGUAUCACCUGACCAAGAAGGCGAUAAGCCACAGGGUUCUCAGAUACACAGCCAUCGUCCUGAUGAUCUCGACAAGGCUAUUGGCGUUGAGCGUACUCAGCACAUACUUGUCGACCUUAGUCUAGACGACGCCAAAUUCCAAUUCAUUGCACCUGUAUGGGCAGAUGUUGUCGGCACAAACCCUGAUGACCUCUAUGGUAGACCUAUAUCAGAAGUCCUCGCACCAGAAGAUGAGACUGUCUUCAUUGAAGCUACGCAGGCAUUCUACAAAGAUGAUCAAUCAAUAAAGGAAGUACGUUUCGGACUCUACGUUGUACCAGAAUAUGCACGUGAUGGUGAAGAGAUAGACUAUGAUUUCGAUUCAGGCAAUUAUGUAGAGUUUGAAGCUAAAGGUAUGAUGAUGAAGGAGAGAUACAGUGGAGAAUUCACACAUACUAUGUGGGUAAUGAAGCCAGUUCCGCCAACAAAAUAUGGCAUAGAAUUGAAGGAAUCCGAAGCUGUGAGAUCUGGUGGUGUAUUCGAUUUGGAAGUUGCAAGGCAGCAAUCAACAGUUCAUCAGCUCAUUAUGUCAGGCAAUAAAGAAGAUCUAGAGAAGCCACUCCUUUGUCGUAUAUGUGAGCUGGAAAUACCUCUAUGGUUCUUUGAAAGACAUAAUGAGACUUGCAACGAGAUUCACAGACUUGAAAUGGAUAUAAAUGGUAUAAAUGAAAGCCUGUCUGAGUUCAUUGAGGUAAUCAAUGAUCUUAAGGGUAUCCUUGGUGGCACCAAAGAUGGAGAGGCUUUAUAUGAAGGUGCCAACUUCCGUGAUGUUACAGACGCACAUGGCAGAAGAUCAUCUGUGAAGCAUAUAAGAGUACUCGAUCAUCUCUAUGAAGGCGUCGAGACAGCCUUGGAUAUUUCAACCCCAGGAGCUAAAGAUGAAAAAGAAGCAGAAUUACCAAUAGAGCAACAAAGGCUACUCUCUCCAUCAUCCGAAAGCAAAUAUCAGCAAGUGAAGCUCUGGCAAAAGCCAAUUACAGAUGAUGAAGCCCUCAACAAGCUGCUAACCAACAUUGAACCGCUUCUCCAAGCGAAAUUGAGAGCCGUUACGCGUAUGCGUAAUACAAUCAUCUACACCGAGAAGAUCCGCCAAGAAUGGGAGGAAGCAAUAAAGCAGGAGUUUGAAAGUGUUAGCGUUAGUUCUAGAUCUUCGGAAGCUUCGUCUCCGAUGAAAUUAGGAGCACCACAAUCGAGUGAUACAGGCUCGAGUUUGAACGCACCAUCGUAUUACCCAUAUAUCGGGAGUAGUGAAUUGCCUUCACGUGCUGAUACUCCUAUCGAAAUUAGUGGCGUAGUUCCAAAUUCAGCAUCGAGGAAGUUAUCUAAAGAGAUAUCAAUUCAUUCAUCAUCAGGCGAUGAGAAACGUCAUGAUAAGGAGGCAGGAAUAGCAGUACCACGGGCUUCACAUAUAUUUGACACAACGCAGCCAUUUGCCGAAUCACCGAGGUCGUUAACCGUUCCACAAUCUAACACCCCCGAAGCAACGAGUGUGUCGCCAUCGAACACAUCACCGCUAUCGAAGAUGGCUAGUGGAGAAUACUCGCCGUCCUCACGUGUAAAUUCACCACCUGUCUCAGUGAAGGAGCGCGGUCAUAAAAAGAAGCGAAGCAAGGGUAGCAUCAGUGCGAUGCCAAGCGGUAGCCCGUCAACAACAACACGUUACGUUGGUUUUGAGAAGGAAGGAAGCUCAUCGCCCCAUACUCCUUCGUCAUUCACAUUGGAAACAGAAUCACGGCACCAUUCCUCUAGACUUGGUCUUCAUUCACCGCGGAUGUCGAUCGUACCGACUGCUCGCACAACGCCUGCAAGUAUACGUGACUUUGAAGUCAUAAAACCAAUUUCUAAGGGUGCAUUCGGUAGUGUCUAUCUUGCAAAGAAAAGAGCGACAGGAGAUUAUUACGCUAUUAAGAUUCUCCGGAAGGCUGAUAUGAUUUCUAAAAAUCAAGUCACGAAUGUUAGAGCCGAGAGAACAAUUCUAAUGUCGACUGCAGAAUCACCAUUUGUUGCCAAGUUGUUCUUCACUUUCCAAACACGCGAUCACCUCUUCUUGGUUAUGGAAUAUCUAAAUGGAGGUGAUUGCGCUUCGCUCAUUAAGCAACUCGGUGGACUGAGUGAGGAAUGGGCAAAGCGAUACAUGGCAGAGGUUGUACUCUGCUUGGAACACCUUCACGGGCAGAAUAUUGUCCAUCGUGAUAUGAAACCAGAUAAUCUUCUUAUUGACCAGAAAGGACAUCUCCGACUGACUGACUUCGGAUUAUCCAAGAUCGGUCUGCUCGGUCGUCAAGCGAGAGGCACAACAAGUGAUCCAUCUAGACAGAAAUCAAAUCAAAAUCACGAACUUGAUGUGCAAGGAAUAUCCUAUUUGUCACCUUCAAAUGACACGACGUCCUUGCCUGCGUCAAACUCCUUCAUUCAGUCAUAUUUCUCGAACACCUGGGGAAGUAGAUCUAGACGAAAUUCAAUUGUGUCAGAAUCAGACACGUCUGGAAAUAAUAGAAGUCUAAGUAGAGGUACUCCACCAAAUCAUUCUGAUGAAUCGUCUAUUUCCAAAAGUCGUCCUCAAGCUUUCGCUGGUACCCCUGAUUAUUUGGCACCUGAAACUAUAUUGGGAUAUGGUGGUGAUGAUAUGGCGGUCGAUUGGUGGGCCAUUGGUGUCAUCUUAUAUGAAUUCUUGUAUGGUAUACCACCAUUUAACGAUGCCACACCAUCGAAAGUAUUCGAGAAUAUCCUAUCGAGGAGAAUAAACUGGCACGAAGAUGAUCCAGACUAUGAAGUAUCCCCAGAAGCUAGAGAUUUGAUGGAAAAGCUCCUCUGCAGCGACCCACAGAAGAGAUUAGGUGCAAAUGGUGCAUGGGAAGUAAAGAGUCAUCCUUUCUUUGCUGACAUAGACUGGGAAAAACUCAUGACAAUGGAAGCUGCUUUCAUUCCGGAUGCCGCAAACCCCGAAGAUACUGAUUAUUUCGAUCCAAGGGGAGCUCUUAAUGACGACUUUGCUACACAAAUCGAAGCACUGAACAAGGCUGCCGCUGCCGAACAUCAACAUGAAUCUGCACCUAUGACACCGCCUACUCAAUACCCUGCUUCACCUGCAUUACCGAUGGAUGCAGCUUUACCAUCAGAAUCAGCUACAGCGGGUCCUGGUACACCAGGAUCAGAAACAAGCUCUGCAAAUUUCAGUAGUAGUAAGAGAGCUCAUGAUGACUUUGGACCAUUCAGUUUCAAGAAUUUACCAGUAUUGAAGCAAGCAAAUGACGAGGUUAUUCGUAAAAUGAGGAAUGAGUUCAUUACAGCCAACUCUGUGUCAUCUGAUGAAGAACAAUUGUCGCCAGUUGAGAGAGUUCGCCGGGGAUCAUCUACUAGACAACGUAAAAUGUCCACAUCGUUACAGAAUAAGAAGCCUAACUCUUGGAAUUUGAAUUCGACAGGACCACCAUCACCUAGCACGAGUACGGCUUCGUCAUCGAUUGCAGAGUCUAAUAUAAUCAGACGAAAGAGCUCGCAACCACACUCAAGAAAGCCAUCCGACAGUUUGGCUGUCGAGCGUCUCAAAGCACAAUUAGGAAAAGCCAAAGCGACGAGAUCGAGAAAUGUAUCCAUAUCUGACAACUCUGAAGCAUUCAAGGGUAUAGAUAUUGGUGCACCACCAACAUCGAUAUCGUCGAUUGAUGCUACGAAUGACAGACCAGUCGACGUAUUAAUAGCCGACGAUAAUCCGAUUAGUUUGAAGAUACUUGAAACUCUCCUGACCAGACUCGGAUGUCGCUGUGUUGUUGUAAGAGAUGGCACAGAUGCCGUAAGUUGUGCAAUGGGAGAGAUAGAAUUCGAUAUCAUGUUCUUUGAUAUCGAGAUGCCGAACUUAAAUGGUGAGAGUGCGGCAAGGGCUAUUAGAAAUCUCUCAAACCUUAACCAAACGAAACCAAUCGUAGCCGUCAGUUCAUUCAAGACUGAUUUAAAAAUUCAAGAGCAAGGUGUAUGGUCGGCGACGAUGAACAAACCAGUGCAGAAGUCGCAAUUAACUGUAAUUAUGAAGCAUUUUGGAUUCCAAACUGCCGCCCUUAGACAAUCAUCACAUACGCAUGAUAACACGAAAUCAACAAUUGCAUAUCAAUAAUCAUCUUUAUCUCAUUUAACGUAACAUAUCUAGCGUAAUUUUUGGUAUUAUGACUAAUUAUUAGCACGAGUGUAUUUAUUUUUAUGUAUUUUCAGC